AUGUAUCCCCAUUUCUUUUUUAUUAUCUUUUUUGGAAGUUUUGAUUUUGAUGUGGAGUUCAAGGUGGAUGAAAUGUCGUUGACCUCAAAGUUAACGCUGCUGGGACGUCAAAAUGCUUAUGCAUUAUCUGCUAAUAUUAUUCAUGAACGAGGUGUCCACCAUCACAUGGAAAGGAGCGACAUUCUUCGAUAUCUCGGUAUAAAACGGUCUAAUACAGCAAAAGCGAAUAGGAAUACGCAUGUUAAUGAGAAGAAGUUUAGGCAGGUAAGAUUUAUUUUAUCCGUUAAACUUAUUUUUUUGUUUAGUUGAUGUUAAUAUUCAUUUUAGUUGAGAGGCAGAAAAAAUGUGAUGAUUGAGCUACCGGAUUAUGAAUUUGAAAGGAAAGGAAAGGACAUGUAUGCAGAUGAUAUGCGUAUUGCCAUGUUAAAGAAAGGCAUUAAUGUAAACAAAGAUGUGGCGGCUAGGCAGUGGAAUGAAUCCCAACUGACAAUGCAGACGUUCGGUAAGCAUUAGCAGGGAAUCUUUAUGAUUUUAGGUAUGUCAAUUGAUAAUUAUAUUCCACCCGAAGACCCGCUGCCUCUUCUUCCGGAGGUCAGUCAGAUUAUUUCCGGGACCAAAGCGAAGGCGUCUGAAGUUGGGGAAAGAGUAAAACAUCGAUGGCACAACUAUUUCAACGGUCUCAGGAUAAUCAAAAAGAAGGAGGGGCUCCAAAAUUUUAAGACAAAGGUAUUCCUUUGUCGAAAGCAUUACCCUUGAUAAAAUUUGCUCUUUAACUUAUUUUGCUUUUAGAAUUUCGUCCGUGAUGCUGAAAGAAUCUACAUUGAUGCCUUCAAGGCACUGUCUGAGAGAAACAAGUUGAGGUUGUUGGGAUUAAUAACCGAGCAUUGUUUUGAGGUAAAGUUUAUGUAAUUUUUUAUUGAAUCCUUUCAGAAAAUGUGGCCGGAUGUGGAGAAUAGAUCUCUCGUCUGGGAGUUCGUUGAAUUCUCGCAGCCUUCGCAGGUAGUGGCUAUUCGCGCCGGAGAUUUCCCGUAUAAAUCCGGGAAUUACAUUGCUCAGAUUACAGUGAAGAUGCAUCCAGUGAUUGUAAGUUUUCUUUAUUGUUGUUCUAGUUUAUGCGAUGUUUUGUUUCGUUGUUAUCCAAAUGACUGAACGAAUAGUAAAAUAAAUUUUUAUAGAAACGGGCGGUCUAUGACAGGUUUGGUCGCGUUUUGUUGGGACACCCAGAGGAAACGAAAAGUAAUGUGGAAUAUGUUCUCUUUGAGAAUCACAUAUCGAAUAUUGACGGAGUCUGGAGAAUGCAUGACAAAGUGUAUCCGUCAUGGACUCAGACCAAAGAUUCUAUUCACCGGCAUGAUCUUCUGGCUCGAUUAGAAGACGAAGAAGACAUCGACAGACCGGCUGGACCUAAAAAGUUCGAAUUGGGAAUCGAAGACAGAUUAAGGAGGGAGGAAAAGAAACAGCGGGAGAAGGAGGCCGAGCAGGACAAGGCCUAG
Molecule: messenger RNA, 1493 nt
Organism: Bursaphelenchus xylophilus (pine wood nematode)
Lineage: Eukaryota; Metazoa; Nematoda; Chromadorea; Rhabditida; Aphelenchoididae
Source: the annotation of a GenBank genome assembly